AUGUCGAAUUUGAAACUCAGAGAGGUCAUUAAGCAGAUCAGAUCUUGCAAGACUGCUGCUGAAGAGAGAGCUGUUAUUUCAAAAGAAUCAGCUCUUAUAAGAAAUGCAUUCAAGGAAAAAGAGUGUGAGCACCGUAAUAGAAACAUCGCCAAGCUACUGUUCUUUAACUUGCUAGGCUACCCCACUCACUUCGGUUAGAUUGAGUGUAUCAAGCUGGUAGCUUAAGCUAACUACACUGAAAAGCGUAUCGGAUAUCUAGGCUUGUCUUAGUUGCUAGAUGAGUCGUCUGAUAUACUCAUGAUGGUAACAAAUCAAAUAAAGAAAGAUUUGAAUGAGAAGGGAAAUAACGCAUUGGUAUCCUUAGGUUUGACUGCAAUAGCUGAAAUUUCCACCGAACACAUGUGCAGAGAACUCUAUCCAGAGGUCAAGAGAUUAAUGAAGAGUUCAUCUCCAUACAUCAAACAGAAGGCAGUAUUAGCCGCCAUUAGAACAGUCAAAAAUAUCCCAGAUACCAUUGAGGACUUUUUAGAGAUUAUAGAUUAGCUAAUUUAUGACAAGAGCCAAAGUGUGCUUCUUGCAACGACUACUUUGAUGGUUGAGAUACUGAGAGUAGAUGAAAGCUAUAUCAAAUCAUUCAGAAAAUAUGUUGCUACAUUAGUUAGAAUUCUAAAGAAUCUUUUAAUGAGCGGAUAUAACCCUGAGUACGAAAUUAGUGGAGUAAAGGAUCCAUUCCUAUAAGUCAGAGUACUUUAGUUGCUAAGAAGAUUAGGAGAAAAGAAUUCUGAGGCUUCAGAUGAGAUGAGCGAUAUCUUAGCCUAAAUUGCUACCAACACUGAGUAAACUAAGAACCCAGGUAACUCAGUGCUUUCUGAGUGUGUUAGAACCAUUAUGGGCAUUGAGGCAAGUCAAGGUCUUAGAGUCUUAGGAAUAAACAUUCUUGGAAGAUUCUUGAUGAACAGAGAAAACAAUGUGAGAUUCGUUGCUCUCUAGGCUUUGCAGUAGGUCGUAGACAUAGAUUAUAAUGCAGUUAAAAGGCAUCAAGCAACAAUCACUGAUUGUCUUAAAGAUCAUGAUCUCGUCAUUAAAAAGAAAGCACUUGAUUUACUCUACAAAAUUACCAAUUAAACUAAUGUUAAGUCAAUCGUCAAAGAACUCGUUAACUAUCUAUUGAUUGCUGACAAUGAAUUCAAAAAGGAACUUUCAAAUAAGAUCUGCAUGGCAUGUGAGAAAUAUGCCCCAAAUAAAAAAUGGCAUAUUGACACUGUAAUUAAGGUACUUACUUUGUCAGAGGGUCAUGUUAGAGAGGAGUUCAUAUCUCAAAUCAUUACAGUUAUUGCAACUACACCUGACCUUCAUUAAUACUCAGUGGCAAAGGCUUAUUAUGCUAUGAAAGAAAAUCUAAACUAAAUUGGCAUGGUUCAGCUCGGUAUAUGGCUUGUAGGAGAAUUCGGUGAAAUGCUGGUUAAUGGCUAAGCUAAAGAUCCAGAUAACAACCCAAUUAUUGUUGAUGAAGAUGAAAUCAUUGAGGUUUAUGAAAAGAUUCUAGAAGAUCAUAACAAAAAAGGUGAAAGAAGUGAUACUGUUAUAUGUUGGGCCUUGACUGCACUUUCUAAGUUGACUAUCCGUUUGAAGAGCAUUUAAGCCAAAGUUUAAGAAAUCACCAAUUCAUAUACCACUCACAUGAAUGUUGAAAUCCAGCAAAGAGCUUGUGAGUUCAUUUAACUAUUUGAUCAUAACUGGGAUGAGGAGAGAGUUGGCAUCUUUGAGCCUAUUCCCUUUAAAGGAGAUGAAAAUAUGCUCGUCGAUGCAACAAACAGGCCUAUUUUCGAUGAUGAGGAUGGCGAGAGAGAUGUUGCACCUUCAAAUGACACUGCAGAUCGCAAAGCUCCUAAAGCUAAAGUAGAACAGCAAAUUACUUAAUCUGAUAACAUGAUCGACCUCGAUAGUAUCUUAAGUGGGGGCUACAAUCAACCCUAAAACUAAUAGCAAAAUGCCUAAUAGAGUGCUCCAUCAGGAAAUCUAAUUGAUAAUCUAUUAGAUGUCUUUUCCACUCCUACUUAAUAAGUUUAAUAAAUCUCUUAAUAAUAGAUGAGUCAAAGCAAUAACCUGCUAAGUGGGAUUGAUGAUUUAAUAGGAUUUUCCAGUACUCCAAUUGUUAACAAUUAAGUAUAACAAAAUACUAAUCAGAUGUUCGGUAUUAAUGAUAUGUUCGGAGGCUUCUAAUCACAGCCAAUUCUAUAAUAGCAACAGCAAUAGCAACCAUAACAAUUUGUGGCAUAUGAAGAUGGAAAUAUCAAGAUCGGCUUUACAUUCGCUAAAGAGGACUAGAGCACUCAUCUUAUCAAAGCUUACUUCUCAAACAAAGUGCCUCAAAAUCUAGCUGGUAUUAAUCUUUAAAUUGCAGUCUAAAAAUACAUGAAACUUUCAAUUCUUCCAGCUACUUCGUCAGACCUACAACCACUAAUUCAAAACGGUAUAACUUAGGACAUUAAGAUUCAAAAUUCAAUGGAGGGGCAAAAGCCACUUGCUCUCAAAAUAAGAGUUCUCUAUACCCUAACUCAAACAGGAUAACAAGUAAAUGAGACAAAGGUCAUUAACUCCUUGCCGACCAAUUGA
This is a messenger RNA of Stylonychia lemnae, 2616 nucleotides long. The record is from the annotation of a GenBank genome assembly. NCBI's taxonomy places the organism in Eukaryota, Ciliophora, Spirotrichea, Sporadotrichida, Oxytrichidae.